ACUACACUGUCAGAAAAUAAUUUCAUUGUUUCUUUAAAAAAUCAUAAACAGUAAACAUGGCGACGGAGGAAGAUUGUCCGUCGAAAAUUAGCGUGAAUAACAAUAUAGAAUGGAACGUUCACAAUGAAGUUAAAUUAUUGUUAGCAUUGAUGGGCCACAAACCUGUCGGUGUUACCAAGCAUUUUCAUAUGGCUUGUAUACUGGAAAAAUUCUCAGAGGCUGUGAAAAGAGAUGAUAUAUCCUCACAAGUAAUUUGGGAUCGAUUGGAUACAAUGUAUGAUCUGCAGGCAUUGGAAGAAACAGAGGUUCUACCUUUUCCUAAUGAGACUGAAGACUUCUCUCUCCCUCAGUCUCAAUAUGGUCCUUUACUUGUUCUUAAGAAAAGUACAAAAAUGCCUCCUCCACCAGCUCCCUCCCCCCCUCUAGAUAUUAAGAAAGAAGAUUCAAAAGAUUUCAAGAAAGAGGGCAACAAAGAAAUAAGUAUUAAAAAAGAAUUAAAGGACACAUCAAAGAAAGAGGAAAAGAAAAGCAAUUUACGUGAACCCAAGAAAGAUUUGAAAGAAGAAUCAAAGAAAGAUAAAAGACUAUCGAAAGAAUUAGUGGACGUGAAAAGAGAAAAAGAUACACCUAAGGGGAAAGAAAUAGUCAGCAAGGAUGUCAGAUUACCCAAACGAGCCUCCAUCAUGAGAGAUGAUGAAGAUUCUUCAGUAAGUUCUACAGGUUCCACUAAAAGAAGCAGAGAUAAUUCUGACGAUGAUGCUGUCAGCACACCAAAACGAGGAGCUGCAACUACAGUUAGCAACCAAUCUGCAAAUGGCAAAGGCAAACGUCAGACCCGAUUUUCACAUGCGAAAGCCAGUGAUGAUUCAGGAUCCAAUAAGUCAAUUAGUCCAUUAACCGUACCACCGCCUGCAACAAAACGGCGCAGCAGGCUUAUGUAGGGUAAUCCAAUUAGAUAUCUGACCUCUAUAAAUGUACGAGAAGCUCAUUUGAGUGUAUCUUUGUUGUGUUAUAUUUCAAGUCUUGACAUAAGUAUGUUAGGAUAACUUAAGUUAUGAGACUGAUGGAGUGUGCUAAAGGAUGAUGAAGUUUUCCUCGGUUGUGGGGAUAAAAUUGAUUGUUUCAUAUGUUUUAAGGAUAAUUGGCCUCAUACUUUCGAUUAUUUUUUUUUAAUCUUCAAAUUAUCUGCUUUUUAUUAUGCCUUUGAGCAUCCGGACAGUAUGAAUUUAAAUGUAAUUUAUUUUCUGCUGGUAUACUUUUCCUUUCUAUUUCAGAAUCAACAGAAAAUGACAACCUGUUUUAGCUAAAUAUUGUUUUAAAGAUUGCGGUUUCAUUCUCUUGGUUUCUGAAAUGCACGAUGUUAGUUAAUGCCCAGGUGCGUCAUGUCAACUUACAGCCAUUUUCCAAUACUGUAGAGUUUUCAACUUAAGUCUAUCAUUUAAUUUUCAUAAUAUUUUUGUCGUCAAGACAGGACUAAGAAAAUUAAUCCGUUUCCAAUUUGACAGUAAAGGUAUACUUGAAGUAUUGUAUGUUAAGUGACGAUCUGAUAUAACUCCCAUUCCAGUAA
Messenger RNA from Frankliniella occidentalis (western flower thrips), 1567 nucleotides. RefSeq names its product MRG/MORF4L-binding protein (gene MrgBP). The record is from RefSeq and is a predicted model, not a curated record. Gene Ontology annotation, cellular component: nucleus; NuA4 histone acetyltransferase complex. The coding region runs from base 57 to 941 and encodes 294 amino acids. NCBI's taxonomy places the organism in Eukaryota, Metazoa, Arthropoda, Insecta, Thysanoptera, Thripidae. The transcript has 4 exons. Gene Ontology annotation, biological process: regulation of transcription by RNA polymerase II.